AUGGGUAAAGAUGAACUGUUGGAAAGACGGAUGAAGAAGGCUAGUCCGAGUCCUGCUAAGCCUUGCGGGAAGAGUAUCCAAAGGUCUUCCGAGAGAAGGAAGAUCCAUACUGCUUCACGAGAAACCAAAAAGAGUCUUCUUGAUGAGUUUGAUAGGCCUGAAGAAGAAGAAGAAGAAGCAGCAGGCUUUGAUACGCAAAUGGCUGCUGAAGCGAUCAAUGAUCUGCACUCUGGAAACGCCAGGGAAAUUGAUAAUGAGUCGAAUAAUCUUAUAGAGAAGAGAGGAGGAGAAUUAUCAAACCAACGUUGUAGGUCUAAUCUGCUUAAGCAAUCGAGUGGGGGUGAUGAAGCAGAGGUAUUGAGUUGCCCCAAGCGGAGGAGAAGAUCAGCUCGUAGUAUUUCGCAAGAUCAGGAUAAUGAGGCACCUGCUUUUGAUACUCCAGUCAAGUCUAAUGGUUGGUGGAACCUAUUCCCGAGACUAAGAGUGCAAGAAAGAGAAGAUAUAAUUGACGAGGAUCUGUACAUACUCAGAGACUCGAAGAAGGAGAAGGAGUUUGGUUUCAACAUGGGGGUUUCUUUGACUCGUGCACGGCAGAACCCACUACUAAAGGGGAGAAGAGUCUUUAUCACCCCAACUACGAAGCCUGGUUUAAACACAAUCACGACUUUGGUUAAGGCAGUUCAUGGGCAGCCUGUGGAAAGACUGGGAAAAUCUUUCCUAAGCGAAGACAAGGUCCCAGAGAAUCUUCUAGUCUUAUCAUGUGAAGAGGAUCAAGAUAUCAGCAUACCUUUUCUAGAAAGAGGGGCUGAGGAGGUCUAUAGCUCUAAGUUACUGCUGAAUGGUAUCGUUACUCAAAAGCUAGAGUAUGAGAGGUACCGUCUCUUCACAGAUCAUGUUAGCAGAAUGCGGUCAACGAUAUGGAUCAGAGACGGCGAAGGAAAGUACCAACGCCGUAGAGGGUAA
Molecule: messenger RNA, 963 nt
Organism: Brassica oleracea var. oleracea
Lineage: Eukaryota; Viridiplantae; Streptophyta; Magnoliopsida; Brassicales; Brassicaceae
Exons: 8
Coding region: 1-963 (320 amino acids)
Source: RefSeq, a predicted model, not a curated record